CAUUAACUGGGAUUACUGGGAGAGUGCUUUCUGCUGGGAGUACAAAGCCAAUCAGUGGAAGCACAGAAGAAUGUUCUGUUACUAGGUGUGGUUUGCUCCAUAAAAUAACUGAAGCUCAGUGCAAGCUUUCCAGCCUGCUGCUUCCCUGUAACAUCUACUAGUGACUCUUUCUUGUCCUCCUCCAGAAACUACCGUCAUCAUGUCUUUCAUGCAUGAAUUCCUUACUCAUGCAUCCUUCCUGGAAGGUGGAGGACACCCCCCAUGCACUGCUGAAGAAUCUGGCCCAUCACUUAAAGCAAAUCCUGGAUUCAAUGCUGCAGCUGAUGCAGCAAACUUGGAUAAAGCCAUUAAAGCAAAAGGUGUGGAUGAAGGAACUAUCAUUGACAUUCUGACAAAAAGAACCAAUUGUGAACGACAGCAAAUCAGAGCUGCUUAUCAACAAUUAACCGGGAAGAGUCUUGAUGAUGCUUUGAAGAAGUGCCUAAAAAGUCACCUGGAGGAAGUUGUCCUGGGUUUACUCAAAACUCCAGCCCAGUUUGAUGCCCAUGAAUUGAGGGGUGCCAUCAAGGGCCUUGGAACAGAUGAAGACUGUUUGAUUGAGAUCUUGGUAUCGAGGACCAAUUGUGAAAUCAAAGAAAUUAACAAGGUUUAUAAAGAAGAAUUUAAAAAGGAACUUGGAAAGGACAUUCUUGGUGACACAUCAGGAGAUUUUCAGAAGACUCUCCUUGCCCUCUCUAAGGGGGAACGGAAUGAGGAUACACGUGUCAAUGAAGACCAAGCUGACAACGAUGCCAGGGCAUUGUAUGAAGCUGGAGAGAAGAGAAAAGGAACUGACGUAUCUACAUUCAUCAACAUUUUAACUAAUAAAAGUUAUCCACAUAUUCAGAAAGUUUUACAGAGAUAUGCAAGAUACAGCAAAAAUGAUCUGAACAGGGCCAUUGAUCUUGAGAUGAAAGGAGAUCUGGAAAAAUGCUUAAUGAGUAUAGUGAAAUGCGCUAGCUCUAAACCCGCUUAUUUUGCUGAAAGAUUCUAUUUGGCCAUGAAGGGAUCUGGAACUCGGCACAAUGCUUUAAUCAGAGUACUAGUUUCCAGAUCUGAAAUUGACCUAAAAGAAAUCAAAACCUGCUAUAAACGACUUUAUGGCAAAUCUCUCCGCCAGGCUAUUAUGGAAGAAAAACUCAAAGGCGAUUAUGAAACCAUUAUGUUGGCCCUGUGUGGACCUGACUCCUGAAACUCUGUAUAAAUUCCAUUUGUCUAUAAUUGUUAUAUUGGAGCUUUGCUUGGUCUAACUUGUCCUCAAGGUAGAAAUACUAAAAUAAAGCUACUACAGUUGUCCAUUUACAUUGCAAACUGCAUCCCUUUACAGACCUGUUUUCUUUGGUACAUUAUACUGCAAACAUUUUUGUAAUCUCUUAAUAAAACAAAACAAUCUGUGCAAUUGUA
Molecule: messenger RNA, 1443 nt
Organism: Xenopus tropicalis (tropical clawed frog)
Lineage: Eukaryota; Metazoa; Chordata; Amphibia; Anura; Pipidae
Gene: anxa1
Product: annexin A1 gene 1
Exons: 14
Coding region: 200-1231 (343 amino acids)
Cellular component (GO): cilium; basement membrane; membrane
Molecular function (GO): phospholipase inhibitor activity; calcium-dependent phospholipid binding; calcium ion binding
Source: RefSeq, a predicted model, not a curated record